AUGGAUGCAGAGGUUGGCUCGGAUGCGAUCGUCACAAAUGAUGGACUAAUGACUGACACCAGAGGUUACGAAUUCUUGCUGACGGAUCGGCUCAAAAUGGGAUCCAUUCAUCGAUGGCUAAUCUUCAGCUGUUGUAAAGAGAGUCUUCUCUCCAAUGUUCGCCUCUUUACGGUCUUCGGCUGUUCCGGCGGUGAAGCCAUUGCUGUGACCAAAGACGACGAGAUGUACGCUUUGGGAUCCAAUUGCAGUCUAUGUCUGGGUUUAGGCGAUACUGUCGGCACUUUUGAGCCCCGAAGAGUCGAUUUGAUGUCCAAAAAGAGUGUCAUUAAAAUAGCGGCCGGA
Molecule: messenger RNA, 342 nt
Organism: Medioppia subpectinata
Lineage: Eukaryota; Metazoa; Arthropoda; Arachnida; Sarcoptiformes; Oppiidae
Source: the annotation of a GenBank genome assembly